Molecule: messenger RNA, 873 nt
Organism: Entamoeba dispar SAW760
Lineage: Eukaryota; Evosea; Mastigamoebida; Endamoebidae
Exons: 2
Coding region: 1-873 (290 amino acids)
Molecular function (GO): protein binding
Source: RefSeq, a predicted model, not a curated record
AUGAAUGACACUAAUUCCAUCAAAGAUGAACACCUGAUAUCUCCUUCUAAAAUUGCUAUAAAACAAAACUUCUCACAAAUGGAUUACCAGUAUGGAUGUUCUUGUUAUAUUGCUAAAUUAGAAGAAUCAAAUGAACAACAACGGUUAUAUUUUAAACCUGAAAAAGAGUAUGGUAUCGGAAGCCAUUCGUUGUGUUCUAUAAGAUUAACACCAAAUGCUGAACCAUUAAUUGCAUUGUUUCAAGUUAAUUUAAGAGGGGAUGUGAGUAUUAUUCCAUACGCUAAAAAAACACCAAUUAAAAUCAAUGGAAAUAAUAUCACUACAGAAACAAAAUUAAAUAACUUUGAUGAGUUAGACAUAGGAGAUCUUCAUUUUCAAUAUAUCACGUUCUAUGAAAAUGUUAAAUAUCAAAAUAAUCCUGAAUUCGAAAAUCGAUAUCAUAGAUUAUUUAUUAAGCUUGCAUUAAAAAAAUUCUUUAAUGUAGACAUAACCAAAAAAGAUGAGGAGCUCAAGUUGAUUCUACCUCCUUUUUUAUGGUCUGUUUGCUCCUCUUCUGAUAUAGGUAAAGCUCUCACUUUAAGUCUUAACGAAUUAAAAAAAGUUACUCCAGUUCCUGGAGGUGAUGAGUUUGUUGGUCUUUUAAGACAAAUGAUUUCUCAAUUUUUUUGUGUAUCUUCAAGUAGUACUGGGCUUAAAGUAGGUGGUUAUGAAGCAGAGUUAUGUAGUUACACCAACGAAAUUAAAAAGACGCCUAGUCGUAAAAUAAAUUUUGAUGAAAUGCAAGACAGUGAAGAUCCUCUUGAAAUCUUUAGAAUGGCAAGUGAAAAAAAACAAGAAAAGAUUCCAAAGAAACCUCAACUAACUGAUAAUUAA